Molecule: messenger RNA, 333 nt
Organism: Iphiclides podalirius (scarce swallowtail)
Lineage: Eukaryota; Metazoa; Arthropoda; Insecta; Lepidoptera; Papilionidae
Source: the annotation of a GenBank genome assembly
AUGACAACGGCGCGAGAUAACUUAAUUGCGUCACGCGCAGACACUAACGACGCCCAUCCGGGUAUCCGGGUAUGCAGUCCGGGCGAGUACACACCGCAAAACGUCCCUUGGACGUUGUACGGUGUGUACUACGCUUUGCGGGAGUCGCUGCCAGUCAACGGGCACCGGCAAUGGGGAACAGCCUUAAGGUGGUGCGGCGCAUGCGUAAACCACCCUAAGCGGAGCGCGAUGGCCGCUCAGUUCGCGUAUCGACGCCGCGCCGCCCGUCGCCUGUCGCUCGUGCCGCGGGUACCAGCCGAAGCUUACGAGACCAACCGCCUAAGGCUGAACCGG